AUGUCAUCAAGACUAGCUGUAAGGCAUCAUAGCAUGUUUUGUUCACCUUCUCAAGAUAAAACAGACAGUCUAAAGACGUUUAAAAAAUUCGAAUCACUCAUUUUAGAAGGAUGCAGUAAUUCGCAUCAUAAGCCAAAUAAGAGCUUCUGUACUUCUGAUUUAAUAUCAAAGCAAAAGGUCUCAAUGCUAGUUAAAUCGUCACAAUCUAAAGCAGAUUCAGCAGCUAACAGGUCAUUUAAAGCACCAACUACUCAAAAAUAUUGUACUCUCAAUUCCCCUAAGAAAAUGAUUCAAAUUACCCCCAACCCUCUUCUAAAAGAUAGUUUAGAAAAGAAGCGAAAAAAUGAAACUUUAGGGCAUACUAUUCAAUCUAGUUCUUCUUCAAAUAUUGUUCGAGCUUUAUUUCCCAAGCCUCAUAGUGCAAGAACUGCUCCUCCUAUAAAAUCCGAAAAAUCAAUAGAAAAUUUCACCCAAAUAACACUAUGCGAGAAAAUUCCAAAAUCGAAUAAUUUUACCCGUAAAAAAACGUCAAGAUCUAAAACAUCAGCGACUUGUACCAUAGAGGACAACAUGGUUGAAGGAAAACUGCAAGAGCUCUUAAUGAAAGACCACUUGCAUGAAACAUAUUUAGCGCUUAAAACGACGAGAGAACUCCCGGCCCCAGACAUUAAACUUGUAAAAGCAAGGCAAAUAAGUCUUCCAAGAAAGCCCGGAUGUGAAAAUAAAAAAACACUUAUUUUCGAUAUGGACGAAACACUUAUUCACUGUGAGGAAUCAAAAUGAAUUGAAACAGAUGCCCAAAUCACUAUAACCUUGCCAACUGGAGAGAAAGCCAAUAGUGGGAUUAAUAUAAGGCCUUAUGCAGUAGAGUGUUUGAGGGAAGCAAGCAAACUCUUUGAGGUUAUCGUUUUUACAGCAGCUGAAAGAUAUUAUGCAAACGCAGUGCUGGAUAUCCUGGAUCCAAGACAUGAAUUUAUUCAUCAUAGGCUGUAUAGAGAAAGCUGUAUUUGUGUUGAUGGAAUAAUGGUUAAAGAUUUAAGGAUUUUCCUUGACAGAAAAAUCCAAGAUAUUGCAAUUGUUGAUAAUUCAGUUUAUAGUUUUGCUUUCCAGCUUGAUAAUGGAAUUCCGAUAAUUUCAUGAACAAACCGGAAAGAAGAUAAAGAGUUGUUGAAUUUGAUAGAUUAUUUGAAGCAGCUAUCGGAAGCUGAUGAUAUUAGGGCUUUCAAUAGGAAAAGAUUCAAGCUUCGCGCAUUUUAUCAGGAUUAUGUUGACAAAUUUGUCGACAGCAAUUAA
Messenger RNA from Blepharisma stoltei, 1293 nucleotides. NCBI's taxonomy places the organism in Eukaryota, Ciliophora, Heterotrichea, Heterotrichida, Blepharismidae. The record is from the annotation of a GenBank genome assembly.